CCGGAAACCCCCCGUUGCCGUGGAAACACAGAAACAACAACAGGGCUGGUCUGGAGCUGUGGCCGCAAAUCGGAUUUUGCUGAAGUCCAGCUGAAGCUCUUCCCUGUGAUUCCUUGAGGUACGAUUAGACUGGAAAGAGAGAAUGGAGACUGUGCAAGUCGGAGUGGUCAGGGACUCCAUGCUGGCUAAUCCUCUUUUAAUUAGGAGCGAGCUGGGAAGAAGCCGUCCAAGAGGAUUCUCACUGCCAGGCCAAGACUUUGUGUAUGGGCGAAUCAACCCCAACAGAGAUGGAGGAGUUCCAGAAGCAAUGUCCCACUGGGUGACGGUUGUACCCACCUCUCUGCCCGGCUCCAGCUCCCGGAAGAUGGGCAAGGACUUCGUGGCACUCAACCGAGAGGCGGUGAAAUCGGGCCUGGUGACCGCGCAGGAGCACUACCAGUACCGCGCCACACACGACAUCCCCCGUCGCUCUCCGGCCAGAGAGGGCUCCCGACUGCGGAGACCGCGCGCCCCUCCGGACGUGACCUUCGGCAUCUCCACGCGCCCCUCCACUCCCAUUUUUGAGCUGCUGGAACACCGGUACGCCCAGCGCUGGCUGGAGGAGCAGCAGUCUGCGGAGCGGGCCAAACUGGCGUCUCGGCAAAAGAAGCAGGCUCAGCUGGGGAAGAUUUACGAGACACGGACAUCCCUUCUGCGCCAAAGCCAGCCCAGUGUGGAGUUUACCUCCCUCUGGAAACUGCCCCGGUUCCAAAAGGUGGGGCCUCACCUGGACACAUUCCAGGAGCCCGAGUCCCGGCGGAGAGCGCUCGGCGCCCACGGCUCCGACCCGGCGGCCCGGCGGGGCCAUCUGGGCCACGGCACACACGGCACUGGCUAGCCGGCGGGCCCGGGAGCGCAGAGGAGGUGUCCCACACACGUUUCCCCAUACACUUCAUUCCUGAUCAUUUCACUGAGUUUCUUCCAAUGACAAAAUCUAAUAAAAAUUACAUUUGCAGGUUA
Lepisosteus oculatus (spotted gar) is the source of this 999-nucleotide messenger RNA. RefSeq names its product cilia and flagella associated protein 77 (gene cfap77). NCBI's taxonomy places the organism in Eukaryota, Metazoa, Chordata, Actinopteri, Semionotiformes, Lepisosteidae. The record is from RefSeq and is a predicted model, not a curated record.